AUGUCCGAGAUCACUCACCCCACUAUCAAGGAUGGCUGGUUCUCCGAGCAGUCCGAGAUGUGGCCCGGUCAGGCCAUGAACCUCAAGGUCAACCAGAUCCUCCACCACGAGAAGUCCAAGUACCAGGACGUCCUCGUCUUCGAGAGCAGCGACUACGGCACCGUUCUCGUCCUUGACAACGUCAUCCAGUGCACUGAGCGCGAUGAGUUCUCCUACCAGGAGAUGAUCACCCACCUUGCCAUGAACUCUCACCCCAACCCCAAGAAGGUCCUCGUCAUCGGCGGUGGUGACGGCGGUGUCCUCCGUGAGGUCGUCAAGCACGAGACCGUCGAGGAGGCCAUCCUGUGCGACAUCGAUGAGGUAACAAAUUCUGUUCUCCUUGCAUAUGCGACUGCAACCGCGAACGCCACCGCCGUCAUCCGUGUCUCCAAGAAGUACCUCCCCGGCAUGAGCAUCGGCUUCCAGCACCCCAACGUCAAGGUCCACGUCGGCGACGGCUUCGAGUUCCUCAAGCAGCGCCAAAACGAGUUCGAUGUCAUCAUCACUGACAGCUCCGACCCUGAGGGUCCCGCCGAGAGCCUCUUCCAGAAGCCCUACUUUGAGCUCCUCAGAGACGCUCUGCGUGAUGGAGGUGUCAUCACCACCCAAGGUUCCGAGAACCAGUGGCUUCACCUCCCUCUGAUCGCUGACCUCAAGAAGGCCUGCAAGGAGGUCUUCCCCGUCGCCGAAUACGCCUACACCACCAUCCCCACCUACCCCUCCGGCCAGAUCGGCUUCAUGGUCUGCUGCAAGGACGCCGAGCGCAACGUUAAGGAGCCCGUCCGCUCCUGGACCCGCGAGGAGGAGGAGCGCCUAUGCCGCUACUACAACCAGGACAUCCACCGCGCUAGCUUUGUCCUUCCUAACUUCGCUCGCAAGGCUCUCGGCAACUAG
Messenger RNA from Aspergillus mulundensis, 933 nucleotides. RefSeq names its product spermidine synthase. The transcript has 5 exons. The record is from RefSeq and is a predicted model, not a curated record. Lineage: Eukaryota; Fungi; Ascomycota; Eurotiomycetes; Eurotiales; Aspergillaceae. Gene Ontology annotation, biological process: spermidine biosynthetic process. Gene Ontology annotation, cellular component: cytosol. Gene Ontology annotation, molecular function: spermidine synthase activity. Bases 1 to 933 code for a protein of 310 amino acids.